CAACGAAACGGUUGACUCCGAAGUUUAAGAAAUACGAAGGACGUUGCCUUUUUAUUCUUUUUUUUAAGUUUUAUCGCAACACCCCACGAUAAAUGUACUAUUUACACGGUAUAAAGCCGUAAUCUCGCGCUAGACCGUCCAACGUUUUUAUUACGUGAGAUCACAGUUGGCUGUGGAAAAAAAAAAAUGGCCACCUGCGCUUUGCUUUAUUUUGACUUAGUUCGUCAGCGUCCCUACCGGAACCAGUGUAGCUGACUGGGACGAGCUUUGUGUUAUCUCUCCUCCUCCACCGCCGCAGCCCGCCCGGCCGCCCGCCGCACACUCUCCGUGGAGCUCAACCGGAGGGUAGCCACCGUGGCUCGACGCUCUCGCCGGUGCUGCUACUGCGACAUAACCGCCACAGGCCGACUAUAACUCGGAAUAACGACGCUAGCGACCAGCUUCAAUUCAUUUUUUUUUUUGUUGUUGUUGUCAAUUUUUGUUGACAGAACUGUCACAGGCACAACACCGCUCGGGAAUGGCAAGUCCGGAGGCACACACCGGACAGUCGCAUCAGUGUCAGCCGGUGGCCGCGUCCGCUUUCCGGGAGGCGCAGAAAUGGAUCGAGGCCGUGACGGGAAGAUGCUUCGGUGACAAGAAUUUCAGGGGAGGAUUGGAGAAUGGAAUACUGCUGUGCGAGUUACUGAGCUCCAUUAAACCUGGCUUGGUGAAGAAAAUCAACAGGCUUCCGACACCCAUUGCUGGCCUGGACAACCUGAGCGUGUUUCUGCGCGGAUGUGAGGAGUUAGGACUGAAGGGCUCCCGGCUGUUCGACCCCGGAGACCUUCAAGACACGUCGACACGCCCCGCUGCCAAGCAGAGCGACUGCAGCCGAAAGCUAAAAAAUGUUCUAAUCACCAUCUACUGGCUGGGUCGGGCUGCCAACAGCUGUACCUCCUACAACGGGCCCACAUUGGACCUGAGGGAGUUCGAGGGCCUACUUUCACAGAUGCGAAAGGAGGCGGAGGAGGCAGAAAGCCCCCAACGCAGCAUCCGGGACAGCGGGUACAUUGACUGCUGGGACUCGGAGCGGAGCGACUCACUUUCCCCGCCUCGUCAUUGCCGCGAGGACUCCUUCGACAGCCUGGACUCGUUCGGCUUCCGCUCGCAACAGACGCCGUCGCCGGAUGUGCUGGUGGCGCGCGGCAGCAGCGACGGCCACGGCAGUGACUCCGAGUCGGACGGCCCGCCGCUCCGGAAAACUCCAGACAUCCACAAGGACGACAUGUUGACCCGCCGCACCUCGGUGAGCGAGCCGCGCACCGCCAUGCCCUUCAACCAGUAUCUGCCCAACAAGUGCAACCAGAGCAGCUACGUACCGACGCCGCUGUGCAAGAAGAAGACCUGCGACAAGGAGGACGGUGAGCGCAAGAGCUGGAGUACGGCCACCUCGCCAGUAGGGGGAGAAAGACCUUUGAGCGUGUCACAUGACCCACAGAGUGUGAGCCUGAUCGACAUGCGCAGCGAGGACGCCGCCGCCAUCUUGCCGCCUCACAGUCACGUGCGUCACGAGCUGAUGCACAAUCAGUACAACCAGAUGAAGGAAGAGGACAGUCACUGGCAGGAUGACCUGGCCCGGUGGAAAAGUCGUCGGCGCAGCAUCUCGCAGGACCUGAUCAAGAAGGAGGAGGAGAGGAAGUUGAUGGAGCAGCUGAUGACCGGAGGAGGGCAGUGCAUCUCCCAGAGGAGGAGAAGCAUCAAGACCUACAGGGAGAUCGUGGAGGACAAGGAACGCCGCGAGGAGGAGCUGCGGGCAGCUUACCGGAGAGCCAAAACUCCUGAGGAGGCGUCCUCCAUCCUUCAGCAUUAUGCCCAGCGCUUCUCCAUCAGUGAGACUGUUAUGGAGCGCCUGCAGCUCCCCAAGGUUCUAGACCGCAGCAUCUCAGCCGACCCGUCCUUCUCUGGCUUUCCCGCUUCCCUCUCGCCCUCGCCGAUCACCCCUGAGCCGUGGGAAAACGACCCCGACGGGCCCCUGAAGUAUCUGCGGCAGCAGUCGGCCCCAGCCCCCAGGUUCACAUCCACGCUUGAAACACAAAUCGACGAGUGGCCCAGAGACUCACCGCCGCACCGGCCGCAGAUCCGUUCGCGCUCGUCAGAGCCCCCGUCCAACCGGGCGCUAUCACCCAAGCCACUGCCUUUGCUGAUGCCCAAGCCUUACUUCCAGUCCUGGCCUGCCACGCCGGAACCCUGGCCCAGCAAGGCCGAUGGUUUGCUGCGGGUCAAUGGAAACGCGGGUGCUGACGACCCUCCUGCCGCUCCCGAGAGCCAAGGAAGGGAGUCCUCUCCCAUUUUCCUACCGUCCUCAUCUCCCAAAACCACAGCCCACAACGCGGACUCCUCGACAGCAGGAGGAAGUCCGACGUCCGCCAAUUCAAAGGAAGCGGCGACUGACGUCCGAGGCCAGGAAGUCGGCCGCUGUUCAACGCCGCCCAGCAGGCCCACUUCACUACCAGCGGAAUUGCAGAAGCCUGAAGAAAGCUUUGGGAGGAAAAGUGGAAGGCAGUCGGAAGCUGCUCCAGUGGAGAAAAAGUGUGAAUCAGCAACACGACAUCAAACAUCUGCAGAAGCCAAACAAGAGACCGUACUGUCGUGUCAAUCGGGGCUCGGCACGCACUCUGUAACCUCAGUGACGAGCAUACACAGACACCUGGAGAAGAACCAGAAGAAAGAGGAAGUUCCUUUUUUUGGACCUCAACCACCAACUACAACAACAGAAGGUUUUAAAAACAGUACCCGCUCGCCACUGACGAGCAGCAACCCAAAUUUACGCUGGGAGUUCUUUGCAGAUAAAGGGGAGAAGGAUCACCGCAGCAACGUUUCAGUGCCGGUUUCACCUCAGGCCAGGCGGGCCGACCGCUUGUCCUGGGACCUGGACGAGGAGCGAAAGCGUCAGGAAAGGUGGCAGCAAGAGCAGGAGCGCCUGCUGCAGGAAAAGUACCAGCGGGAGCAGGAGAAGCUGAAGGAGGAGUGGGAGAAGGCCCAGAGGGAGGUGGCCCAGGAGGAGAAGCGCUACCAGGAGGAGGAACGUCUAAUCCUGGAAGAGACGGUCGCACCCCUGACUCCGCAGUCUUCCGCUCCGCCGGCGUCCGAGGGCCAGGACACCAUCGUGCGCUCGCUUGCUGACUGGGAGCGCAAGCAGGAGCAAGUAGAGAAGCUUUCGAAGGGAAGUGCAGAAAGCGCAGAGUGUAGACUGCGAGAGAACGACAGGACGAGCGACAUCAGCACCGCCGACGACAGCUUCAGAACAGCCAGGAGCUCAGCGAGUCAGAGCAGCUGCCUGCACAAUGGCCAGAAGCUUCACCAAAUGGCCGCCAAGACCUCUGCGCUGGUCAAGAAACAGCCAGACGCCGACACCGCCAAGCCUACGCGUCCUGCAGGAGAACGCAGGAGCGUGCCCGCCUCUAGUAACGCGGGCCGCAGCCCAUCCAAGCCCCCUUCGCCUUCUGUCGACGCACCGCCAAACAGGUCUGUCAGCGGCAAGAAGCUGUGCUCCAGCUGCGGGCAGCCGUUGGGCAAGGGGGCCGCCAUGAUCAUCGAGUCCCUCAGCCUCUACUUUCACAUCGACUGCUUUAAGUGCGGCGUGUGCAAGGGCCAAUUAGGAGACACGUCCACGGGCACCGACGUCCGGAUCCGGAGCGGCCUCCUCAACUGCCACCAGUGCUACAUUCGCUCCCGCUCCAUCCUCAUUUUCCUUCCCUUUCGUCAUCUCAUCUCGCCGACCGUUGCCGCUCGCUGAGCGUUUGCGGCUCUCUCGUUUCCCUUCAAGCGGCCGGGCAGCCGACCACCUUGUGACGCCUCCAGUCGAGUUGGACGGGAUCAACCCCCAUUCGUCACGUGGGCCAAGCUGAGAAUUGUCAUCCAUACGCAGUAUACUAUUUGACUGGCGAGUGUCAACGUUAAUAACAAUCAUUUGUUCAUAUUUGCAUUUUUUAUGAAGCACAAUCGAUUUGAACUUCCAUUCAUUUUCAUAUAAAGCAAAUCAAGUUCAUUCACAUAUACUUAAAUCGGAUGGUUUAGGCAUCUUAUUUUUUUCCCCUAUUUUUCACCAAACGGCGUCCAUUUUAUGUCGCUGCCGUAAACCAGAUGACGUGAGAUAUGCAAAUGAACCCUCGCAGCUUCCAAUACCGGACCUCCACCAGGGCAAACGGCAUUUUUGAUUAGCACUCAAUUGUACACCUGAGUAAUCAUGUUUUAAAAAUGGUUAAUAUAAUCCAAGUAAUUCACAAGGCUUCCACUGACACACACGCUUUGAAUGUUAUUCACGAGGGCAAUAACGGAACUCGCUACUUUAACGUGCCUUAGGAACAAACGGAUGAUGACACAGAAAAGACAGAUUUUUUUCAUUGUUUGUAUUUUAUUUGAAGGAGGAGAAAAGUGGCCAAAUUGUCAUCACACGCCAAACUCCUUUUGUUGCAAGUCGUCCGCUUUUCCACGUCAGUGAUUUUUGCAGUGAUUGAAUGCACUCGCCGACCAUUUUGAGGAACAGACGCAGAACGAGGCAAUUGACCUUUCGCUCGAGCCGCACGCCGCCGGAAACGCAGACUGGCCCGAUCACAGUGCAGCACAGAAGGCUGACGCUUUCCUGACGGAAAACUUCCAAUAUGGUUUUUUUUUUUUUUUUAUUAUUAUGCUUAACCGAAUGACAGAAAAUGUUUUUAUUUUAGGCUUUGGAUAAAGCCACGCGGUCGUUAACAUGCUCAGUUGAACCCUUAAACAAAAUCUGCUCAAAUCAAAACUAGCCCAAGUGAAUGCAAACUGUAGAUCAAGCAAUGCUAAAUCCCUCAAAAAUUGACCCAAGAUCAAAUGCAGGCUCUUUACUUAAACUGGUCGAAGCUAUGCGGCAGUCUGCAGCGGCAGUUGAAUCCUUAAAUCAACCGUAUCUUCAUGUAAUCUGUCCAAAAUCGGCAAAAAUCGGAAUUGCCCCUGACAAAUUUAGGCUCCAGGUAAAAAAAAAAAAACAACUAUGCGGUCGGCCACCAUCAACGUAUGUGUUGUGUGACAAGCUUGCCGGCCUUAACAGCAGUAACAAAGGGGCCCUGAGCGAAGGGUCUAUUGAACGUAUGCCAACUUUUGUUUUUUGUUUGUUUUUUGCUUCAUCUGCAUUUUCAGUGUGCUGCGAAUGUAAAUUAAAGAAAUAAAAUGCACGUUUAAGCCUAAAACCAAAAGAUGCUGUCAAAACAAGUGCAAGAAAAAUGAAAAAUAACGCUACAGCGUGCUUCCCGGUGUAGUCGAGGUUUUUCCUGCUUCAGUAUUCCUCCGCUGCUCGUCUUCUUUUACCACGGAGGCUUUCUUGUGUAUUUAUUGUAAUAGUCACCUGAACACUAUCAGCACAUUUCAAUGUAUUCUUUCAUUCACUGUGUCAAUGCGACAACUGUUUGUUUAUAAAUAAAACCAUCCAAAGUCGGUUUUGA
This is a messenger RNA of Phyllopteryx taeniolatus (common seadragon), 5450 nucleotides long. RefSeq names its product LIM and calponin homology domains-containing protein 1-like. The transcript is spliced from 27 exons. Bases 518 to 3775 code for a protein of 1085 amino acids. The record is from RefSeq and is a predicted model, not a curated record. Gene Ontology annotation, cellular component: stress fiber. Gene Ontology annotation, molecular function: myosin II head/neck binding. Gene Ontology annotation, biological process: regulation of focal adhesion assembly; positive regulation of stress fiber assembly. NCBI's taxonomy places the organism in Eukaryota, Metazoa, Chordata, Actinopteri, Syngnathiformes, Syngnathidae.